Cydia amplana is the source of this 1539-nucleotide messenger RNA. Its product is annotated as cytochrome P450 6B5-like. Gene Ontology annotation, molecular function: iron ion binding; heme binding; monooxygenase activity. NCBI's taxonomy places the organism in Eukaryota, Metazoa, Arthropoda, Insecta, Lepidoptera, Tortricidae. The coding region runs from base 27 to 1535 and encodes 502 amino acids. The transcript has 2 exons. The record is from RefSeq and is a predicted model, not a curated record.
GGUUCGCCUUUGGUUGUAAGGUUACAAUGAUGGUAAUCAUUUUAACGAUAUCUUUUGUUAUUGCUUUCUUCUUGUACUACCACUUCACAAAGUACAAUAAUUAUUGGAAUGAACGAAAUGUUGUUGGCCCAAAACCUACUUUCUUCUUCGGAAAUAUUAAGGAUGCAAUGCUCAGAAGAAAACCCAUUGGCCACGUAUUCAAGGAUAUCUACGAUAUGUACCCAGAAGAAAAAGUGGUAGGAAUGUUCGUGAUGAGAUCCCCAGAAUUGUUAGUAAGGGAUUUAGAUGUGAUAAAAAAUAUACUAAUAAAAGAUUUCGAUAUUUUCGUGAACCGCGGAUUUGAGUUUAAAAUAACGGGUUUCGGAGCGAAUUUGUUCCAUGGUAAUGCUGACACCUGGCGACUGUUACGAAGCCGCUUCUCUCCGCUUUUCACUCCGGUAAAGCUAAAGAAUAUGAUGCAUCUUUUAAGUGAACGCGGGGAUAAAUUUGUGAAGUAUGUAGCCCGAGUCACACAGUUAAAUCCGGAGCAAGAAGUCCACAAUAUGACACAAAAGUUUGCGCUGGCUGCCAUAGCCGCUUGCGCAUUUGGCAUAGACAUCGAUACAUUUAACCAAGAACACGAAACCCUUCGUAGGAUCCACAGUAAAAUAUUCAAUAUGACCCUUAGUCGUGACCUAGAGCUGAUAUAUCCUGGAAUUUUAGUGAAAAUUGGAGGCUCACUUUUUCCAACAGAAGUUAUCACAUUUUUUAUCGAUUUGGUCAAACACGUCACUGCGCAAAGAAAUGGUAAACCAAGCAAGAGAAACGAUUUCAUGGAUUUAAUUUUGAAAAUGAGAGAAGAGAAACACAUUUCUGGACCAAUGGAAAAAAACAGUGACAAUAAGUCGAGUUUAUAUCUAACUGACGAAGUCAUAGCGGGACAGGCAUUUAGUUUUUAUGCUGGGGGUUAUGAAACCAGUGCGUUGACUAUGGGUUUCUUCCUGUACCAAUUAGCUCUCAAACCCGAAAUCCAAAACAAGGUGGUGGCAGAAAUAAAACAAGUAUUAACGAAACAUGAUGGCGAGAUGACCCUAGAAGCUGUUUUAGAUUUAUCUUAUAUGGGCCAAGUUUUCGACGAAAUAUUGAGAAUGUAUCCAAUUGUUUGUGAUUUGAAAAGAAAGUCUAACAGCACCUAUACAAUACCCGGUACAAAUGUAACGAUAGAGAAAAAUCAGUUGAUUAAAAUUCCAAUACUUGGUAUCCAUUAUGAUGAAAAGAUAUACCCUAACCCUGAGAAGUUUGACCCAGAUAGAUUUUCUCCAGAGAAUGUGGCAGCGAGGCACUCUUGCGCAUAUUUGCCUUUUGGACUUGGACCUAGGAACUGCAUCGGGUACCGUUUCGCACAGCUACAAUCGCGAGUGUGUAUGGCGAAGCUCCUCUCUCAGUUUCGGGUGGAACCUUCUAAGAAUACCCUCCAUCAAUUGCAGUACGACCCUCGGCGUAUCGUAUUAUACCCCAUUGGCGGUAUACCGCUGAACUUCAUUAAAAUACAUUGAUAUA